Messenger RNA from Plasmodium cynomolgi strain B, 990 nucleotides. RefSeq lists its product as hypothetical. The coding region runs from base 1 to 990 and encodes 329 amino acids. The transcript has a single exon. NCBI's taxonomy places the organism in Eukaryota, Apicomplexa, Aconoidasida, Haemosporida, Plasmodiidae. The record is from RefSeq and is a predicted model, not a curated record.
AUGAAGAGCCACCCUCCACUUUUAGUGGAGAUGAUAAAAAAAGGAGCAUCUACAACCCUGUCCACAGUACAGGGUGGUGAUCACACCAAGUGUGAGGAUGGGAGAAGGGAAGGUAAUAAUAACUACGGGGAGGAUGAUAGCACGAACAGUGUUGGUUGUGAGGGUGCCUACAACUCGGACAGCUGCGAAGAUAAGUCGACGUGCGCCUCCUCCAUCGGGAAGAGCGUGCACAUUAUAAACGCCAGCUUCAGUAGAAUAAAAAAAAACCUAAGUGAUAUAAAUAAAGCCAUUGAGUUGGAUAUCGACUCGGAGGGAGAAACGGGUGACGAGUUCGGCGGCCAAUCGGAGGCCCAAUCGGAGGCCCAAUCGGAGGACCAAUCGGACGCCGAGACCGCCGCGACCGUCUCGAGCAACGACAGCAGCGUGGUGAGGACGUUCCACGCUUCUAACGGCAACAGCGAAUACGAUCACGAUCACGAUGAAAAUGGUGAUGGAGAUGACGAGGGGGAGGACAGGAAAAGGAGCAAGCAGUUACAGCUGCUACUAAACAACGUAAUAAACACCAAGUUGGAGAAAAAAAAAAUCGGUACUCUAGACAUAAUUGAUGAGUGCAUAUCUAUGAAGAACGACUACACGUCCGGUGGGGAGAAGAGGGAGGACGGGGGAGAGGAGGAGAGCUGUGCGUUCGUUGUGGACGGGGUGCCCCGAGGCAUCAGCUACGCACAGAGUGUGGACUUGCGCGAGGUGGAAAAUUUGGGCGAUCUCUUAGCAGGUAUGGCGGCGUGUGAAGAGGCGGGCGACUUUGCGGUGGACGCGGACGCGCCGACGGACAUGGACGUGGUGGACUUGAAGGACCCGGGUGCGGUCACCAGUGAAGGUGGGGCGAAGCGAAAAAGGAAAGCAAAAAAGGAAAGCGAAAAAGGAAAGCGAAAAAGAAAAGCGAAAAAGAAAAGCGAAAAAGAAAAGCGAAAAAGACGCAAAAAAGCGUAA